UCUUGCGAGCUCGUAGAGAUGUUGAAGGGAGUAAAUCCCAGUUUUAUUGAAUAUUCGAGGCCUGGACCAAAGACUAUCAAGCCGGGAAACUUCUCCGGUUGUGAUGAUGAGAUGUACGACUCCGACGAAUUCCGAAUGUACGCAUUCAAGAUUAAGAGAUGCACCAGGAAUCGAAGCCAUGACUGGACGGAAUGUCCUUAUGCGCACCGCGGCGAGAAGGCGCGGCGUCGUGAUCCACGUAAAAUCAACUAUGCUGCCGUCGUUUGUCCAGAGUUCCGGUCCGGUGAGUGCCCAAAGGGCGAUUCAUGCGAAUUUGCACACGGGGUUUUCGAGUUCUGGCUGCAUCCCGCAAAGUAUCGGACUCGUGCAUGCAAUGCCGGAAAGUAUUGCCGGCGAAAGGUUUGUUUCUUUGCGCAUUCGCCAGAACAGCUACGGUCGGAGACCAAAUACAAAUGCUAUUAUACCUAUGGGGCUCCGAUGGAUCGGUCGAACUUCGGAGAAGGAAUUACAGGUGCAUCAGCAGACGAUAGAGAGAUAGACAUAACAUCGUAUAAUCCGCCUGUAUCCAGUAAGAAUGAAAUUCCUUCAGAAGAUAAUUGGCAUUUUUCACAGAGUUUUCAGAAAUUGAAGAUAUAUGAUCAUGGUGAUGAUGAAGGGAGGGAGAGAAAUUUUGGUUGGGACGUAUCGGAUUUGCCGGAUAUUGAUUGGAUUUCAGAGUUGGUGAAAUGAAGGAGAGAGAUAGAAUAUAAGGUUUAUUUUAGAAGAAAUUUUGCUUAAAUUUUUGGAGUUAAUUUUCAUGUUAAUUAAGAUUAUUUUGCUUGAGAAUUGAUGUGGAGAUAGAAAUAAUUGUAAGUAAUUAAUGA
This is a messenger RNA of Nelumbo nucifera (sacred lotus), 863 nucleotides long. It is a transcript of the gene PEI1, whose product is annotated as Zinc finger C-x8-C-x5-C-x3-H type family protein. The record is from RefSeq and is a predicted model, not a curated record. Lineage: Eukaryota; Viridiplantae; Streptophyta; Magnoliopsida; Proteales; Nelumbonaceae. Gene Ontology annotation, molecular function: metal ion binding.